Pleuronectes platessa (European plaice) is the source of this 2305-nucleotide messenger RNA. RefSeq names its product palmitoyltransferase ZDHHC23-A. Gene Ontology annotation, cellular component: endoplasmic reticulum; Golgi apparatus. NCBI's taxonomy places the organism in Eukaryota, Metazoa, Chordata, Actinopteri, Pleuronectiformes, Pleuronectidae. The transcript is spliced from 10 exons. Gene Ontology annotation, biological process: protein targeting to membrane; peptidyl-L-cysteine S-palmitoylation. Gene Ontology annotation, molecular function: protein-cysteine S-palmitoyltransferase activity. The record is from RefSeq and is a predicted model, not a curated record. The coding region runs from base 590 to 2173 and encodes 527 amino acids.
GUUUCUCAUACGCACCCUUGUCCAGCUCAGUGUGGAUUAUCAGUGGUGCCCAUGCAGCUUUAGAACACCUCCACACAGCCCCUCAGCUGUGGGAGGAGGUAAGAAAGACUCUCUGGCUCCCUCCGCCUGCUGAAGAAGCGCCUGGAUUCACCAAGCGUCUCAGAAUUAAGCCUAAACUGGUAAUUGAGCUGUAAAGCAGAGGAAGGCUAAGUUUGCUUGGAACGACUUCUGAAUUUUUCAAAGACAUGUGAGGACGGUCUAUUGGUCUUUGGACAAGUCCACCGGCCGAUGCAACACAAUAUCAAACCACUUGUCAGGAGGAAUCCAAUUGGCCUUCAGUUGGGACACUUCCACCGGGGGAAUCCAAGAAAAGAAAACCAUCCCACUGCACUGAUUCAGUGUCGCCGCAGCAGCACCAGAGCAGAGAGCUGCAAAUGUUCCUUUUUCAACACGAAUGACUGAAGAGAAACCAAGGAGCAGUUUUCAUUGGUGACGAGGGCUCAUCUUCUUGACAUAUAUAUUUUUUACAAAGUUCAUUCGUUCAUCGCUCCAGAGAACGAAGUGGCCCUGUGAACUUCAGGAAGCCAUAAUGAAAUGGGAGAAGUUGAAGCCUCCGGAGCCAGAUGAUCCCAUGUGCUGCUGCGAGUGUGAUAUCUACCAGUACGGAUGCUGCUGUGACUGUGAAGACCUGGACGAGGCCUUUAACAGGUGGCUGAGACACAAACCCCCUCACGGCGGAUGUCACUCUCUUGUUCUCGGGGCUCUGAUUGACAACCUGGAGAUCUCCAUGAUCCCGGCCCUGAUGCUGCUGCCUCUGCUGCUCCGGGCCGCAGCGCUGCACUACCUGCUGGGCAUCAUCAUCCUGACAGCUCUGCCCAGCCUGGUCCUCUGGUACUACUACGCCACGCACCGCAAGAGGAGACGCACCCUCUUCUUCCUCACUCUGGCGCUGUUCUCUCUGGCCUACAUGUAUUACCUCUUCAUCACAGAGAUUCUACCGCGUGGGGACAUCAGCCAUCUGCAGCUGUGCACUGUGACUGCCGGCAUGAUCCUCACCAUCGGAUCUCUCAUUCACACCAAGAGAGGCCCAGGGUUUCACAGCACCUCCUAUCACAGCCAGAGUGAGGAGGUCAACAAGGACUCUACACAUCUAAAUGGAUCCGUCCAAUCAGGGGUCUCCUCCUCCUCUCCUCCUGCCCUGACAGAAAAGUGGAGCAGAUGCUCUGUGUGCAAAACAAUGCGACCCCCGCGAGCCGGACACUGUCGAACCUGUGGAUCCUGCGUCAAGCGUCUGGACCACCACUGUGUCUGGAUAAACAGCUGUGUCGGACAGGCAAACCACCGCAGUUUCCUGCUGACCCUCUUGGUGUUCGUGCUGACCUCUCUGUACGGGAUCAGUUUGGUGCUUUGCAGCAUCUGUCCUGGUCAGUAUGUCAUGACGGCUCUCUUCUACUGCCCCGGUGUCUACAGCCAGUCCAGCUCAGCCCUUUGCUUCACGUGUGCGUGGUACAGCAGCAUUGUAACAGCUGGACUGCUUUACCUGCUAGUGGUGCAGGUUCUAAAUAUCAGCUUCAACGUGACGGAGCGGGAGGCUCAGCUGGCUCUGAGGAACAAAACGGGCCAGAGCCGCCUGUGGGGACUCGUCAUCCACACAGGAGAGUAUUCUCGGGGCUUCUGUCAGAACUGGGUUGAGUUCCUCACCAUGACAGAUGCUUCAAUGGCGGGUAAGUGGUACCUCAUUGGAUUUGCCACCAAUGCCCAGUGGUUUACCGCCCGCAGGGCCAGCAUGAAGAUGGGCACGGCCGUUUUCACCCCUACCGCCGAUGGGGACCUGGACAUGUCCUACGCCAGUCUCACCUCUGAUGGCUCUUGUUGGAGAAUGAGCGGCCUGGCGAAAAAGACUGACAUGCCUGGAAGGUUCAAAUACACCAGUGAGAGCUGGGAGAACGACAACGACAUGCGCAUGGUCGAUGUCAAGUACGACGAGUACGCUCUGACUCACACCAUCAAGACCAAAGGAAGCGAUAUCACCAUUGUCAACAAACUAUAUGGUCGUGGAGUUCACCUCAGCCCAGACCUGCUGGAGAAGUUCAGGCAGUUCUCCUUGGAGACCGGCAUCCUGCCCGGGAACGUUGCUUUCCUGCCAACAAAUGGGGAGUGCCCAUCUGCUUAGUUCUCUGCCUCGGUCAUCGCCCGUCAGCGAUGCUGAAGACGCUAACCUUUGUUGUGAAUACUACAAUCAAUCAAAGUUUUUCCAGUUGAUUUGAUUUGCCCUUUGAAAUGUUGUAUUAAGAAGUGUGUAAAC